Molecule: messenger RNA, 2988 nt
Organism: Cephus cinctus (wheat stem sawfly)
Lineage: Eukaryota; Metazoa; Arthropoda; Insecta; Hymenoptera; Cephidae
Gene: iPLA2-VIA
Product: 85/88 kDa calcium-independent phospholipase A2
Exons: 4
Coding region: 344-2749 (801 amino acids)
Biological process (GO): lipid metabolic process; positive regulation of ceramide biosynthetic process
Cellular component (GO): mitochondrion
Molecular function (GO): protein binding
Source: RefSeq, a predicted model, not a curated record
UGGUUGGUGCUCCAAUUCUGAUAGUUUCGUGCACUUGAUAGCCAUGGUGCUCUUUAUUUCUAUUCAGAAUUUAGUAGGUUUUCCUUACCGAAUAUACUAAAUUCAUAAAGGGGAUGGCCCGUACUAUAGCAUUUGCUGUUCAGUCGCGCUACGAUACGUCCAAAAACGCCGUAGAUGAACGUUAUACUUGUCCGAGUACAAACUAGAUUUUUUCGUAUUAGUAUUAAUAAUUUCUAAAGAUACUUACGGAUUGAUGAGAAAGUGGAACCGAUGAUUACAUUCAUCAAUUACUUUUGUUAAGACUUAUAAGACGUAACGUUAGUGGGCAGAAAAAUCAUACAUUAUGGCGUGGCUUGGAGCUAUUGCUGGAACAGUACUUCGUAAUUAUGUCUUUACGGAAACUGCUCCAAAUGUCGUACUGGAAGUAAAGCCAGAUCAGUAUAGCGACAGGCAUAUUCACUGCCGCGAGGACAGUGUUAUCCUUUAUAAACCUGGACUAAAGAAGAAUAAUAUAUAUGAGCUAGUGCUGCACAGACCAUGCACCGAAACCUUGAAUCAUUCAUACAGUUUGUAUCGCACAAGUGAUGUAUACGAAGCUGAAAAUCGUUUUAUAAUAUACAAAGAUAAGAUUCCUAUUCUGAUUGAGAUAUCUCAAGAGAUAUGCAAUGUAGGCAAAAUACAGAAACUUUGCGAUACUCUCAGUGAACAUCCAACAUGGACCCUAGCUCAUGUGGCAGCACAUUUAGCUCUUUACGAUGCAUUCAACCAUGCCGCUGUAAAUAGUCAAUUAAAUAGUUCUGAUUCUGAAACUGGAAUGUCUCCCUUGCAAGUUGCUGUACAAACCAAUAAUCUACGUACUGUACAAAUGUUGAUUGCUGCGAAGAGCUCCCUUGAACACUUGGAUUAUAAAGCUAACACAGUGUACCAUUAUGCAGCUGGAUCGACUAAAGAAAUAAUUAUGGCAUUGGGCGGCGGCCUUCCAAAUAGUUUAAAUAGUAAAAAUAGCGAUGGAUACACACCCAUGCAUAUAGCUUGCCGCGAGGAUAAGCCCGAUUGUGUCAAGGCUUUAAUGCUGAUAGGAGCUGACGUUAAUAUUCAAGCUUCCGAAGGAGCUGCAACAAGUCCCGGAUACGUCGGAGAUUUUCUGCAUAGUCAACCGAACGUCUUUCAUGCUCAAGAUAUGAAAUAUGGUGGAACACCACUGCACUGGUCGCGCAGCAGAGCAGUGAUAAAUACUUUAAUCGAAAUGAAUUGUGACGUGGAUGCACUUAAUUUUGAAGGUCGUAGUGCACUCCACGUUAUGGUGGUCAGACAGAGGUUGGAGUGCGUUGUGGCGUUACUCAGUCACAUGGCAAGUGUAAAUAUUAUGGAUAACAAUGGAAAUACUCCACUGCACUUGGCUGUGACAGAAUCGACACCAGAAAUAGUUAAAAUGUUGAUUGGUUUCGGAGCGGAAAUAGACGCAAGAAAUUAUCAGAAUGAAUCGCCACGACAUCUAGUUUUAUUGAACAAUACCGACGGCCACAAAAUCUUGUAUCUUCUACACGCAGUGGGAGCGCGACGAUGUCCUGGGGAGAUGCAAAACUGUCACGUUGGCUGUUCAAGUAAAGAAGAAUACGACGGUAUCGCGCCACCUGAGCCACCAAGCUCUGUUCCAAGGACAAUGCUAGAUCAGAUGCUCUACGUUUCCAGUAUGGAGAAGAUGGCUUUGAGGAAGAAUCUCAAGAUAAAGGGCGGAAGACUGCUCUGUUUAGACGGCGGCGGAAUACGUGGAUUGGUCUUAGUACAAACACUGUUGGAAAUCGAGUCGGUGAUUGGCAAACCGGUGACUCAGUGCUUCGACUGGAUUGCAGGAACGUCUACGGGUGGUAUCCUGGCACUCGGCCUGGCAGCUGGGAAAAGUCUUCGCGAAUGUCAAGCCAUAUACUUCCGGAUGAAGGACGAAGGCUUCGUAGGCUCGCGACCCUAUGCAAGCGAACCAUUAGAAGCUAUCCUAAAGCAAUGUCUGGGCACAAGUACCGUAAUGGCGCACAUCAAGAAUCCUAAGUUAAUAAUAACAGGUGUCUUGGCAGAUAGGAAACCAGUGGAUCUGCACAUUUUUAGAAACUAUGAAUCUCCUAGUUCCAUCUUAAAAAUUCCUCCAAGUACCAAGUUCAAGCCGACAUUGCCACCAGAGGAACAGCUUCUUUGGAAAGCAGCAAGAGCCACGGGAGCAGCGCCAUCUUACUUUAGAGCCUUUGGACGUUUUGUGGACGGAGGUCUAAUAGCAAACAAUCCCACCCUAGAUGCAAUGACGGAAAUUCACGAGUAUAAUCUAGCUUUGGAAGCCAGUGGUCGUCCCGAGAAAGCAGUGCCAUUGUCCCUGGUAGUAUCUCUUGGAACAGGUCUAGUUCCGGUAACACCCUUAGCAGAACUCGACACAUUCCGCCCAGAGAGUAUCUGGGAUGGUGCAAAACUGGCGCUGGGAAUAACGACACUGGGACAGGUGUUGGUUGACCAAGCUACCGCGAGUGACGGCAGAGUUGUCGACCGCGCUAGAACCUGGUGCUCGAUGAUAGCAGUACCGUAUUAUCGAUUUAGUCCACAACUAUCUACCGAUGUCAAAAUGGAUGAGAAGAACGAUAAAAUCAUAGCAGACAUGAUCUGGACCGCGAAGGCUUUCAUGCAUGCUAACAGGGACAGCGUUAAAGAAUUGGCAGAUAUUCUUGCCAGAGAAUCGAGUACCUGUCCCGAACAAAAAAUUGAAUAAUUGUAUCUAAAUCAUUCAUAUUAUAUGCCAAUAUGUACCUAUAAUAUUGAUAUUUGUUAAAAUCAUGAAAUAUGCAUAAUGACCGUUUGAAUAGUAACGCUGUAGUAGAGAUUAUAUAUUUAUUACAAAUUUCGUGGGAAGUAAAUGUUCUGAUGAUUCAGAUUAUUGGGUAUUAGUCCAAUAUGUAUGAGAUUCUGAUUCUAUUAUGUUUGAUCAAUUAUAUAUUUAUUUCAUUUUAA